Molecule: messenger RNA, 4135 nt
Organism: Capsicum annuum
Lineage: Eukaryota; Viridiplantae; Streptophyta; Magnoliopsida; Solanales; Solanaceae
Product: receptor kinase-like protein Xa21
Exons: 6
Coding region: 63-3506 (1147 amino acids)
Biological process (GO): protein phosphorylation
Molecular function (GO): protein binding; protein kinase activity; ATP binding
Source: RefSeq, a predicted model, not a curated record
UAUUUAUAGCUCAAGAAUUCUUUACUUAUUUUAUCUGCACUUCUAAUACUACUAGCAAUCACAUGGAGAAAGCCUGCUCUUUCUUUCUUGCACUACUACUAGUCUUGAAACUCCACUUCCCAGAGGCCACAAACAUAAACACAGAUCAAUCAGCUCUACUUGCCUUGAAAGCCAGCUUUACUCUAAACUCUUCUCAUCCCUUAGCUCAAAAUUGGUCUUCUCAAGCUUUUGUUUGUGAUUGGAUUGGAGUCACUUGCGGCUCUCGUCACCUCAGGGUGACUGCAGUAAAUAUAUCCAACAUGGACAUUCGUGGAACCAUUCCACCACAGCUGGGAAACCUCUCUUUUCUCAUUUCUCUAGAUGUAAGCAAUAAUAGCUUACAAGGAGACCUCCCCCAAGAAUUAUCCAAUUUACAUCGAUUGAAGCUGAUGGAUGUCGGAUAUAAUAAUUUCAGAACUGGAGAGAUUCCAACGUGGUUUGGUGUUUUUUUUGAGCUUCAGAUGUUGAUUCUUGAUAACAACAGUUUCACUAUUAUACCGCCUGCCUCUAUUUCUAACCUAUCCAAGUUAGAAAUUCUCAGUGUUAGCUACAAUCGCCUUCAAGGCAGCAUCCCUGAGGAGAUUGGCAACCUUCGGAGUCUAAAGGAGUUGAAUUUAGUCAAAAACCAACUUACUGGCUCCAUUCCAUUCUCCAUUUUCAAUAUCUCCACAUUAGAGACCUUACUAUUAACAGACAAUAAAUUAUCAGGGAGUCUUCCUGUAGAUAUGUGCCACAGUCUUCCAAAAUUUAAAAAGAUAGUCGUAAUUUCAAACAAGUUAAGUGGUCCCAUUCCAGCUGGUUUGUCUAACUGCACUGAAUUGUAUGAAUUGUCGUUGUCGUACAAUAGCUUCAGCGGGACCAUUCCACCAGAAAUUGUAAACAUGGAGCGGCUUGAGUUCUUAAACCUCGGGGGAAACAACUUGCGAGGCACAAUUCCUGUUAAGAUUGGUAAUUUGCGCAGCUUGCAGCAAUUACAAUUGGAGAACAACCAAAUCGUGGGUUCAAUGCCGCACACCAUAUUCAUGAACAUGUCAUCAUUACGGUUACUUAAUUUCAACACCAACAAUCUAACCGGUGUUAUACCCAGAGAGAUUGGGAAACUUGAGAAAUUGGAGAUACUUUAUUUGCAAUAUAACAAAUUAAGUGGCUCCAUUCCCAACUCAUUGGGGGAUUUGAGACAUCUUGAAGAGUUAACUUUGUCCCACAAUACUUUAACAGGUGCUAUACCCAGAGAGCUCUUCAAUAUCUCUACUCUAGUAACCAUGUUACUUGACCACAAUAACCUUUCGGGUAGUCUUCCAUCUGCUCCAGGCUACUGGAAAACAAAUCUAGAGCGUUUGGAUCUUACUCAAAACAACAUAGGUGGAGUCAUACCCAUCUCAAUUUCCAAUUCCUCAAAUCUAAAGGAAUUAUAUCUUAGUGUAAACAAAUUCAGUGGCCAAAUUCCUAACUCUUUGGGGGAUUUGAGACAGCUUGAACGCUUGUAUUUGUACACCAACAACUUAUCGUCUCCCCAACUAAGUAUCUUAACUUCAUUGGCGAACUGCAGAUCUAUGAUAGAUAUAGAAUUCACGGAUAAUCCUCUGAAUGGUGUUCUUCCAGGAUCCAUAGGCAAUCUCUCCAGCACCAUUGAAAUAUUUUAUUUUGCUCUUUCACAAAUUACGGGUCAGAUACCAUUAGGAAUAGGGAAUUUAAGUAACUUAAACACUUUGUCCCUAUUCGGGAAUGACUUAACUGGAUCAGUGCCAAGAACAUUAUGUGAUUUACAGAUACUUCAAGGGUUAAGUCUUGACCAAAAUAGGUUAAGUGGACCCUUGCCAGAGUGCCUUUGCAAAUUGCCGGAGUUGGGUGUGGUUUCUUUGACGUAUAAUCAAUUUUCAGGUCCAAUACCAUCUUGCAUUGGCGAUGUUACCUCUUUGAGAAAUCUUUAUCUAAAGUCAAAUAGGUUCACCAACAUACCCUUGAGUCUAUGGAGCCUCAAAGAUCUUUUGGAGCUUGACUUGUCAAAUAACACUUUGGUUGGUUCUUUACCUCCUGAUUUUGGAAAUUUGAAUGCGAUAACUUCCAUAGAUCUUUCGAGGAAUCAUCUUUCAGGAAGUAUUCCCUCCACAGUUGGAGACUUGCAGCAACUACUUUUUCUUUCUUUGGCAUAUAACGAGUUACAAGGAUCUAUUCCGGAGUCACUCGGGAACAUGAUAAGUUUGGAAUCGGUAAAUCUAUCCAAUAACAUUCUAUCAGGCGUGAUUCCAAAAUCAUUAGAGAAACUUAAGUAUCUGAAGAAUUUCAAUGUAUCAUUCAAUAGAUUAGAAGGUGAAAUUCCAUUUAAAGGACCUUUUCUUAAUUUCACCUCUCGAUCUUUUAUGGGAAAUGAAGAGUUAUGCAGCGAUUUGCUUCUCCAUCCUUGUAUGACUACGUCUUCUCAUCAUUCAAGGAGAAGCAAAUUGCUUCUGAUUAUGCUUGUCCCAUUUGGAGCUUCAGUAAUGGUACUUGGCACAAUCGUUGUGUUUAUGCUAAGGAGCCGCGGGAAUAAAAAUGUUCCAACUCAAGCCGAAUCCUUUCCUGCAAUAACACUAGCCAGGAUUUCAUACAUUGAAAUUGAAAGGGCAACUCAAGGGUUUGACCAAUGCAACUUAAUUGGCUCUGGAAGUUUUGGCUCUGUUUACAAGGGCGUGUUUGCAAGUGGGAUGACUUUGGCAAUCAAGGUGUUCAAUAUACAGGUUGAAGGUGUGUUAAAGAGUUUUGAGGCUGAAUGUGAAGCUUUACGCAACCUUCGCCAUAGAAAUCUUACCAAAGUUAUCAGCAGUUGUUCUAACUUGGAUUUUAAAGCAUUACUUCUAGAGUACAUGCCCAAUGGAAGCCUGGAGAAAUGGUUACAUUCUGAUGAGUACUUCUUGAAUAUGAUCCAAAGAUUAGACAUAAUGAUCGAUGUUGCAUUAGCUUUGGAAUAUCUCCAUCAUGGUUAUGCAACAGUUGUUGUACAUAGUGACUUGAAGCCUAGUAAUGUCCUGCUAGACGAGAAGUUGGUUGGACAUGUGAGUGACUUUGGCCUGACCAAGUUAAUAGGAGAAGGGGAAUCAAUUGCUCAUACAAAAACUCUUGCUACGAUGGGAUACAUUGCACCAGAGUAUGGAUCAGUAGGAUUAGUUUCUAGAAGAUGUGAUGUGCACAGCUACGGUAUUGUGCUCAUGGAAACUUUCACAAGGAAAAAGCCAUAUGAUGAUAUGUUUCAAGAAGAUUUGAACAUGAGGAGUUGGGUCUGCAAUUCACUACCCGUCGCACCAGAUGAUAUUAUUGAUGACACCUUAUUGGAACAUAACGAUAUUGAUUUUGAGAAAAAGUUGUGUUGUGUGUCCUCUAUUUUGGAGUUGGCAUUGAAUUGCACAGCUGAAUCUCCUAAUGAGAGGCCGAACAUGAAAGAUGUCCUGGCAAAUAUCAAGAAGAUCAAGCUGGAAUUUCUUCGCAGAUGAUAUAACAAGGUUUAUGCGACUGUAUAUAGCACCGCCCUUUCCAACUGGGUGAUAUCAAUUGAGAUGAGAACCAACAUUUGGUCUGAGAUUUGAACUUCUCUUUGUUUGAGUGUGUCUCUCAAGUGUAUUAUACUAAAAUUGUUAUGGAAGAAUGCCUUGUACAUUAUUAAACAUUGUUAUUAUUGUUCAGAUAUAUCAACUUCACAAGUUCAUCAAGAGCAGUGAAUAAAAAUGUUGACCUACAAGCUAGGAACAUGCUGUAGAUUGAAAGCACAAAAACAAUCAGUAUUACUUCUGAGAUAGGUAGUACACCCUACAAUUCUACGACGCCACGGGCUAUAUGGAGUCCGCCCUUAACUCGGCGGCCAAGCCCCCAACCCAAGUUUGCUGUAAAAGUUGGAGUGUUUGAUUCUGAUAUGCCACAGGGCACUGGGCCAGCAUAUAAUCCCUCUUGGGGACAUAAUGACCCGUAUCGGCAAAAUACGAUUUCGGGCAAUGAGUUAUCUGAACUCGUGCCCUUUUCGGGUAACCACCUAACAUCUCUUAAGCCCAUUUUUACCCUUUUCUGAACAUGUAUAUUUAAGAACCCAAAUUCUAAAAAUUUGAAUGAAAUCUGAUUUCUAUUUUUA